Messenger RNA from Panicum virgatum (switchgrass), 858 nucleotides. RefSeq names its product auxin-responsive protein SAUR36-like. The record is from RefSeq and is a predicted model, not a curated record. The coding region runs from base 215 to 658 and encodes 147 amino acids. The transcript has a single exon. Lineage: Eukaryota; Viridiplantae; Streptophyta; Magnoliopsida; Poales; Poaceae. Gene Ontology annotation, biological process: response to auxin.
GUUCUGAGCUCGUGGCAUUGUCUCUUGCCAACUGGAGUCGAUAGCUGCACUUAGAACUGCAUCGUCUCCUCUUUCCUCUCGCCUAUAAAUCCAUCUGCUUGGCACCAACACUUCAUCAGUUCAUCAGCAAGCUAAGCACUACACCUAGUAGCUGAAACGCCACCUGAGACAAAGGUUAUCUGAACAUUCAGCCAGGAAAGCAUCAGAAGCAACCAUGGUCGGUGCCAAGAGACUUGUUCAAAUGGCGAAGAAGUGGCAAAGAAUGGCGGCCCUCGCGAGGAGAAGGAUCACGUUGCCGGCGAAAGAGACCGAAGGGUCGUCGUGCAGCACUUCGUCGGUGGCCGGCAAGGGCCACUGCGUUGUGUACUCGGCCGACGGCCGGCGGUUCGAGGUCCCGCUGGCGUACCUUGACACGGCGAUCUUCGGCGAGCUCCUGAGCCUGUCGCAGGAGGAGUUCGGGUUCGCCGGCGACGACGGCAGGAUCACACUGCCCUGUGAAGCUGCCGUGAUGGAGUACGUCAUGUGCUUGCUCCGGAGAAACGCAUCAGAGGAGGUCGAGGCGGCUUUCCUGACCUCCAUAGCGAGGCCGUGCCACUAUGGAAGCGGCUUGGCGCAAUCCAUUGGAGUUAGCCAGCAACUUGCUGUUUCUAGCUUCUGAAGAACACAGCAUUGAGCUUGUCUUCUCCUUCUAGCUCCAGCACGAUGUAUGUAAAUUGUUUACAUGGGGAGAUUGGAAAUAGAAUAGAGAUGAUUUUCCCCAAAAGAAAUGGUGCCGGUUCUCUGAAUUAGUAAACUGGGCCCUGAUCAACGCACCUUAAUUAAAACUGAAAAUCGAUUUCCAAAAGAGUCAAAACCAUU